Molecule: messenger RNA, 805 nt
Organism: Yamadazyma tenuis ATCC 10573
Lineage: Eukaryota; Fungi; Ascomycota; Pichiomycetes; Serinales; Debaryomycetaceae
Biological process (GO): sphingolipid biosynthetic process; very long-chain fatty acid biosynthetic process; fatty acid elongation
Cellular component (GO): endoplasmic reticulum membrane
Molecular function (GO): 3-hydroxyacyl-CoA dehydratase activity
Source: RefSeq, a predicted model, not a curated record
AUACAUCAUAGGAUGUCGAUAAAGACCACUUAUUUGGCUGUUUACAACACUGUUUCAGGCCUCCUCUGGUUUACCAUAGCUAUAAGAACACUCAUAGAUGUGGCAGGUCUCGUUUUUCCAGGAUCAAAGCUUGCAUCUCACCUGGUUUAUUCGACCCAUGCAUACGAUGGGUUUCCCCACAAAUUACUUGUGUACACCCAACUGCUCAAUGCUGUGCUCGAGAUUGGAAACAGUCUGUUAGGAAUCACUCGCUCGAAGGUGAGCAUCACGUCUCUUCAGUUUUUCGCCCGCUGUUCAAUCACAAUUGGGGUUUGUUAUUUGACUCCCGAAAGUAAGGGCAAUUUCAACCCCCUUGUGUUCCCAGCACUUGUGUUGACUUGGUCUGCGGCUGAGAUCAUACGGUAUCCGUAUUAUACCCUCAAAGCUUUGAAUAUCAAUCCGCCUGACUGGUUGGACUGGUUGAGAUAUUCUGGUUUCUUGGUGUUGUAUCCGUUGGGAUUGGCAACAGAGCCAGUGGUGAUUUACGACUCACUCGAAUACGUGAAGUCGAUGUUUCACUACUACUUCUUUGUGGUCGGAUUUACGUUAUACAUCCCUGGCUUUUACUUCUUGUAUACGUAUAUGUUGAAACAAAGAAAACGGGUGCUCCGCAAAAAGACCGAAUGAGGUUCAUCUAUGGUUUCAGAAAAGAUCUACUGGAAAGAACACAAGCUUAUUUCAGAGUUCAAGCAAAUGUUGACUUAUCAGAUCCAAAACUUCCUCAUCAUAUUAUAACAAUUAAGGUGUGCAAAUUUUUGUUUGUUGU